AUGUCGGCGAGCUUUCCUGUCCCGGCUCCUGGCCCCUUUAAUGCGCAGUCACCGGUCUUUCCUCAAGGUUUUGCCUUUCCAGCCGAUGCUUACCAACAGGGAUUUAAUACACCUUCUAAUCCUUAUCCAUCUUCCAAUGGUGCUAUACCUACGAAUCCGAUGUUUGACGCAAAACAAAUGAACGGGUACGGAUAUGUUGGGGGACCGGGACCGAUGGGCGGAGCUCCCCUCAUGUCCCCCACGGCCAACGUUCCAGCUCCGUUUGGUGCACAUCCGAUGCGACAGUUUCACCAACCGGGCAUGCCAAAACCAUGUGCUAUGCGGCCACGAAUGCUACAACACAUGGGUGGUAUGAUGCCGAUGAACGGUCAAAUGAUGCCAAAUCAACAGCAACCGCCGACUCCCGUGAAUCAUCAGAUGCAGCAGCAACAACAACAACAGCAACAACAACAGCAACAGCAGCAGCAACAACAACAAAUGCAGCAGCAAAUGCAGCAACAACAACAGCAGCAGAUGCAGCAGCAACAGCAGCAAAUGCAACAACAGCAACAGCAAAUGCAACAACAACAACAGCAACAACAGCAACAGCAACAACAACAACAACAACAACAACUUGCCGCUGCACAACAAGGAAUUCGUCAGCAAACUCCAAAUAGUCAACAAAUGCAAACAAAAUCGCCAAGUCAACCAGCAUCCCAUCCGUCAUCAAGUCCCAUGCAGUCGAAUAGGCCAAGUCCCGGAUCAAACAGGGGUGUAUAUCCGUCAAAUGCAAUGAGGCCCCCGUCAAAUGGUAGUGGCCAUCCGAAAUCUGAUUCAUCACCGGCUAGUAUGCAACAGACAUCGAGUGAUCAGAUUUCGAUGAAUUCUGGGAUGUCGGCUGGUACGGCGAUGAGCCCGUCAUGUUCAGUUUUCGGUAGCGGUAGUGGCGGUGGAGGUAGUGCCGCUGGUGGAGGAGCUGGUCCUCCACAGGCUGCGCCACGAACCACCGAACAUCAAGGACCACCUCAACCACCGACCACCAAUACGCCAUUCCCCCUCGUUACGCACUAUGAUAUGCCUCCCGCUUUUGUACAUUUGCAGGAUUCCUUUCAGAAUAUCGCUCCAAUGGAACCAGCAACGUUUGCAUUUUUGCCGCAUACGAAACACUAUGAUGUAGCCUAUGAUCGGCGAUAUACGGCAAUGAAUCCGAUGUCGCAAGGGCAACCACCAAUGCCAAAUCGGCAACCUGCACCAAGCCCCCAAAUGAUGUCACCUGCAUUCACACAACCGCAACCUCCAACGAAAACCAAAGCACCACCGUCGAAGAAAGCUCGAAGUGAUUCCAGUGAUGGUGGCUUCCCAGGAAUGUCUUCUGGUGGUCCUCCUGGAGGAGGAGGCGGUGGUGGUGGCGGCGGUGGUGGUGGCGGCGGUACUGGUAACAAUAUGAUGAUGGUACCCGGCUGUAUGACAGGACCACCACGCCAUAUGCAACCGAUGCCACCCGAUAUGUCACAUUAUGGUGGUGUACCGACAUCUCAAAUGGGCAUGAAUCCAGCUGCUCCAGGCAUGCCAUACUAUCCUGGCAUGUCACCAAGUACUGUACCUUCAAGUUCAUCAGCUGGUAAUACACCCUCAGUGGGUAUGCCUAAUGGGAUGUAUCCUAUGGGUAAUGUACCACAUAGUGCAGCGGCAUCAAUGAAUAUGGCCAGGCUACAGGAUAUGUCUCAACAAGUUAACGAUAACAGAUCACAACAAGUUCCAGUGUCCGGUGUCUACCAAAACAUGUCCAAUGGCCAGAUGUCAUCUGGUGAUCAGCAAUCGCUGAGCAGCCCUAGAAAUCAGAUGACCCAGAAUCCAUAUCAACAAUCAGGAAACCAAUUCGACAUAUCUCCUCAAUGUCCAAAGUGCCUAUGUCUUGUAUCGAAUUGUACUGGUCUACUUCCACGAGCAUUUGCUUUAUUGGAAGAAGAUCCGAGUGCAAAAUGGGUGUGUGGCGCAUGUGAAUCAUCGGUUCUAUGA
This is a messenger RNA of Haemonchus placei, 1998 nucleotides long. Lineage: Eukaryota; Metazoa; Nematoda; Chromadorea; Rhabditida; Trichostrongylidae. The record is from the annotation of a GenBank genome assembly.